AUGAAUAUCUUUGUGCUUAUAUGGUUUAUUGGCUGGACGUGUGCAGUGGGUAGGAAUGGGAGAGGACAAGACGAGCACGACGACUUCCCAUUCACCACAGUAGUAGAUAUACUAUCUCAGAACGUCGAAUUCUCGACAUUCCUGACACUGAUUCAGAAAGGCGGGUAUAUUCCGUACUUGAAUGAGCUGGAUAACUUCACAUUGUGGGCACCAGUGAAUUCAGCCUUUGUGGAGGAUGAGCAGGAGCUGCUGAUGGGUACAUUCGACAUCGAUAACUAUAUUAUACGAGAUUGUAUGGUGAUAACCUCCGAUAUUGGCAACUCGACGCAGUUUUUGUCAGAGAAUGUCAAAUUCCCUUUCUUCCUGAGUCGAAGGAGCCCAGAAUCUGCCUACGUCAAUGGCAUAGAAAUUAUAGAGCCUGAUCUUUUACCAAACGUUCAGAACGCUACUGUACAAGGCAUAUCGUCACUGAUAAAUAACCCUCCUGGAUUUGCUGAAUUGAUUGAUAGAGAGCAUAGAAAGGACCUGGGUAUCUUCAAGACGUUAACAAACAACUUAUAUGCAACAUUAGAGAGUAUGAUCCAGAAUAGGACGAUACUGAUGAUAGAGGACAUGGCCUUUGAUGAUGCAUUCAAUGAAAUUGAGCUAAACUAUCUGCUGGACCGUUUUAAUAGCACCAAUAGUAUAGGUGAAGAUAUUUCAAGAACAUGGAAAGAAGAUAGCUUGAGGCUUAUGCAAGCAAUGAUUCUAAGGGAAAUGGUAGCGGGCUCACUAGAAGAAGAGGCUAUAUCUUUUGAUCUAAAUAACAAAAUGAUUCGGGUUGACUCUAUAAGUAAUGGGAAUCAGGUAAAGAUUAAUGACACCAUUGAAUCAACUAAGGGGAAUUUAUUGUAUAAUAGAGGUGUUUCACAUAUAUUUCGUGAUUUCAGUGGAUUGAAUUCAACUGUAGAAUUUAAUGCAGAGAAAUAUCUGCAUGGACUCAAUAAAUCAGAAUUCGUAAAGGAACUUUAUUUCCGGAAAUUACAGAAUAUGAUAACAUCGGAUGAGAAUCUUACGAUAUUUGUUUCCGAAGAUGGCAACGACGACGUUACCGGAUAUACUAAGCCGUCCUUGUUAUACCAUUUUGCAGAAGAAAAGAUAUGGAUAGAGAGGGAAAUCACUAGUGAAGGAAGCCAAGCGUCGAAGUUAUAUGAUUCAGCCUUUUGUUCAUCAAAUAAGAGAUUAGGAGGUCAUUGCCAAAAGUUUAAAAUAACUAAGAAAGGUGAUGAUUAUUUUAUCAAUGACAGAUAUAAGAUUACAUCAAUUGCCCCAAUGGUAAUAAAAAACACAUUAAUAUACACUAUAUCUGAUAACCUACAGCUACCAGGAGAUUUAGUUUCUGCGAUACCUCCACUGUAUCACUGCUACAAGUCUUUGAGAUUUUUGAAUGAACUUAAUCUUUUGGAUCUGGAAGCUAACCACAAUGGAUAUACUAUCUUCCUACCAUGUUUCCAAUCAUGGGAUAUCAUGGAAUUAAAUUUAGAAUACCUAAGCGGUAAUAAAACAGCACUAAAUGAAUUAAUGAGAAACUUGAUCAUAGAUGGUUUACAUUACACAAACAAUGAUACUACUGAGUUUACUGCUCAUAAUAAAUUUGGAGAUGAGGUUACUGUUGAUUUCAGCAAAUCAGACACAUCAGAAGGUGUGAUUAAUGUAAAAAUGGAUAGUAUGGAUGGUAUACUUAAAAUAGAAAGUUUACACGAUGUGUUUUUUAACCAAGGUGUCAUCCAUCCAAUUGAUCAGAUUAUUUUUCCACAUUCGCUUAAUAUUUCACUGAAUGAUCUCAUGAAAUCAGAUGAUUGCUCUGUAUUUAAACAUCUACUGAAAAGUAUCAACCAGAUUGGAGAAAUUCUAAAUAAUGAUGACGAAUACUCUAUUUUGGUUCCGACAUCAUCUUCCAUAAUAUCAGAUGGGUUGUCAGUAAAUACAACUAACCUUGAAAAGAUAUUAAAGAUACAUAUUAUUCCAGGUAAUUAUACCCAGUCGCUUUUAGACUGUAACUCCGUAUCAAAGAGUCUAAGUGGUGAUUCAAUAUACUGCCGUAAGGCUUCACAAACAAGUAGGCUUUUGAGUUUCAUGGAUGGGCAAGAUAAGGAAGUUAGAAUUCUGAAAAUGGGUUGUUCAUCCUCAAAAAGCAAUUCGUGUAUAUUCCUAAUUGAUAAACCAAUAUCACCAGAUUGGCUAAAAAUACCGAGAACAAGGUUGGACUUGCCUGGGGUUGCUCUUGGUAUAGGUGUGCUCUUAGGUUCUUUGUUUGUAGUCCUGUUGUUAGGUUUCAUUAUUUUAAUGAGAAUGAACUCCAGAGCAGACCGGCUGUUGGCAAACACUCCAACAUCGGAAAGUUCAAGUCCAGAUGAUACUGAAAGAAAUCCCCUUUUGCAACAAAACGCGGCACAUGGUGAUCAAUAUAAUUCAAUAUCAGCCACAAACGCUGGCAAUAAUGCAUCCCAGAAUUCACAGAGUUUCGAAGCUUCUUACUCAGCUAAUGCACAAAGAUUACCAAUUAAACAGCAACGUUCUACAAACAGUACAAUUGCUAAUGCUAGGUUCUCGUAA
Molecule: messenger RNA, 2595 nt
Organism: Nakaseomyces glabratus
Lineage: Eukaryota; Fungi; Ascomycota; Saccharomycetes; Saccharomycetales; Saccharomycetaceae
Biological process (GO): macroautophagy
Cellular component (GO): fungal-type vacuole membrane
Source: RefSeq, a predicted model, not a curated record